Messenger RNA from Camellia sinensis, 728 nucleotides. Its product is annotated as putative 2-oxoglutarate-dependent dioxygenase AOP1.2. NCBI's taxonomy places the organism in Eukaryota, Viridiplantae, Streptophyta, Magnoliopsida, Ericales, Theaceae. The record is from RefSeq and is a predicted model, not a curated record.
AGAGAGAGAGAGAGAGAGAGAGAGAGAAAGAGAUGGCUGAGGUUGGAAUCCCAUAUCUUAAUUUUUCUGAUGGGGCUUUAGAUUUAGAGAAAGACAGUGAAGCAUGGAGGGUUUUGAGUGACAAAGUUAGAGAGGCAUGUGAAAGCCAUGGUUGUUUCUUGGUGAGGUACAGUGAUAUCCCAAUGAAACUACUUGAAAACAUGUUCAUGGGCAUGGAAUCACUGUUUGAUCUUCCUCAAGAGAUUAAAGACAAGUAUAAGGACCCUAACCAGUAUGACAAGUACAUGAGCUCCUCCUUCAACCCUCUCCAUGAGAGCUUUCGCAUCGAUUGCGCUUCACGGCUUGAAGAAGCUCGAGUCUUUACAAAUAUCAUGUGGCCCCAUGAAAACCCUAGCUUCUGUGAGGUUCUCAACUCAACAAGCUCAAAGAUGCUAGACCUGAGCUGGAUCAUUAUGAAAAUGAUUUUGGAGAGCUUCUGCAUUGGGAGAUACUAUCAAUUCAUGGUGGAGAACAGUUCAAACUCUUUUCGUAUACUGAAACACAAAGUUCCUCCAAGCAAUGACUCCGCAGGCAUGAGUCUUAUCCCUCACACUGAUAGAAUUUUCUUGACCAUCUGGUCUGAAAAUGAAGUGCAAGGUGUUGAGGUUCUUUCUAAAGAAGGUAAUGAGUGGAUUCAAGUGAAAAUUCCAACCGGAUCCUUUAUGGUCUUCGUGGGUGAUUCGUUUAAG